AUGUCGAUUUUUGCGCAUGCGAACUACGAUUUACGGACAGAAUUGGUUUUCUGGUAUCAUUUGAGGACAACUGACGCAGAAUCACAUCGGAUGCUUAUUAAAGCUUACGGUAAAUAUUCUCUUGGUAAAACUUGGUAUUUCGAGUGGUUUAAAAAGUUCAAUAGUGGUGAUUUUGACGUGAAAAACGAAGAGCGUGGGAAACCACCGAAAAUUUUCACAGACGAUGAAUUGCAAGUCUUAUUGGAUGAAGAUGGUACUCGAACUCUACAAGAACUCGCGAAUCAGUUGAAUAUGACGCAGGAAGCCGUCCCCAUUCGUGUAAAAGCUAUGGGAAAGGUUCAAAAAGUGGGAAAAUGGGUUCCGCACGAACUGAAUGAAAGGCAGAAAGAAAAUUGA
Parnassius mnemosyne (clouded apollo) is the source of this 396-nucleotide messenger RNA. The record is from the annotation of a GenBank genome assembly. NCBI's taxonomy places the organism in Eukaryota, Metazoa, Arthropoda, Insecta, Lepidoptera, Papilionidae.